UCCCCUCGCGGAGUCGCCGCUGACAUCACGCGGCCCGAGGCGGCGGCGCCCCCCGGCCCACCCGCAGCCCCCGUCGCAGAGGCGCCGCGGCGGGGCCCGGCGGAGGAUGGUGCGCGGCGCGCCGGGGGCUCCCCGCCGCCAGGGCCGCAGCGCCGACGCCGAGGCAGAGCCAGCGGCCCCGAGCAGCCGACCCCCGCUCCGGGCGAGGGGUGAGCGGCCGCGGUGAGACGCCCAGGGCGGCGCGGGCGCAGCGGCCAUGGGCGCCCUGACUAGCCGGCAGCACGCGGGCGUGGAGGAGGUGGACAUCCCGUCCAAUUCCGUGUACCGCUACCCGCCCAAGUCCGGAAGCUACUUUGCCAGCCACUUCAUUAUGGGAGGAGAGAAGUUCGACUCCACUCACCCCGAAGGUUACCUGUUUGGAGAGAACAGCGAUCUGAACUUCCUGGGGAACAGGCCGGUGGCGUUUCCGUACGCCGCCCCCCCGCCCCAGGAGCCAGUGAAGACUCUGAGAAGCCUGAUCAACAUUCGGAAGGACACACUGAGGCUCGUCAAGUGUGCGGAGGAAGUGAAGACCCCUGGGGAGGAGGCCGGCAAAGCUAAAGUCCACUACAACGUGGAGUUCACCUUCGACACCGAUGCCCGCGUGGCCAUCACCAUCUACUACCAGGCUACCGAGGAGUUCCAGAACGGCAUUGCCAGCUACGUCCCCAAGGACAACAGCCUGCAGUCGGAGACGGUGCACUUCAAGCGGGGGGUGUGCCAGCAGUUCUGCCUGCCCUCCCACACCGUGGACCUGUCCGAGUGGGCUGAAGAGGAGCUUGGCUUCGAUCUGGACCGGGAGGUCUACCCUCUGGUGGUCCACGCGGUGGUGGACGAAGGAGACGAGUACUUCGGCCAUUGCCACGUGCUGCUGGGCACUUUUGAAAAGCACACAGAUGGGACCUUCUGCGUCAAGCCCCUCAAACAGAAACAAGUAGUGGAUGGGGUCAGCUACCUCCUUCAGGAGAUCUAUGGAAUUGAGAACAAGUACAACACGCAAGAGUCCAAGGUGGCGGAGGACGAAGUGAGCGAUAACAGUGCCGAGUGUGUGGUGUGUCUCUCUGACGUCCGGGACACCUUGAUCCUGCCCUGCCGCCACCUCUGCCUGUGCAACACCUGUGCAGACACCCUGCGUUACCAGGCCAACAACUGCCCCAUCUGCCGACUGCCCUUCCGGGCUCUGCUUCAGAUCCGAGCCAUGAGGAAAAAACUGGGCCCCUUGUCCCCAACCAGCUUUAACCCCAUCAUCUCCUCGCAGACAUCCGACUCGGAAGAGCACUCGUCCUCAGAGAACAUUCCACCAGGUUAUGAAGUGGUGUCUCUUCUGGAGGCCCUCAACGGGCCCCUCACGCCCUCCCCAGCGAUCCCUCCGCUCCACGUGCUUGGAGACGGCCACCUGUCAGGAAUGCUGCCCGCCUACGGCAGCGAAAGCCACCUGCCCCCUAUCCGGACGCUCUCCCCGCUUGACCGCCUGUCCGACUGCAGCAGCCAAGGGCUGAAGCUCAAAAGGAGUCUCUCCAAGUCCGUCUCCCAGAAUUCCUCCGUGCUGCGGGAAGAGGAGGAUGAGCGUUCCUGCAGCGAAUCGGACACGCACCUGUCUCAGAGGCCGUCGGCUCAGCAGCUUGAAGAGGAGUGUGGUGUCACUCCAGACAGUGAGAACCUGACCCUGUCCUCAUCAGGAGGCAUCGACCAGUCAUCUUGCACAGGGACACCUCUGUCUUCCACCAUUUCCUCCCCAGAAGACCCUGCCAGCAGCAGUCUGGCCCAGUCGGUCAUGUCCAUGGUGUCCUCCCAGAGCCGGCACUCCCAGAUCAGCACCGACACGGUCUCCUCCAUGUCUGGCUCCUACAUCGCCCCUGGCACCGGCACCGGCACCGAGGACGAGGGCGAGGCUUUCCCUUCCCCGCUGGGCGACAGCAGGGCUCCCUCCGAGGAAGGAGAGGUGCUGCCGGCGGCGUCUGCAGACAGCAACUUCGUUGGCCUCGCCGAAGAGCAGGACGCAGAGGGGAAUGACGUUAUGGAGGAAGACGAUGGAUCCCCCACACAAGAAGAUGGCCAGAGGACAUGCGCAUUUCUAGGUAUGGAGUGUGACAAUAACAAUGACUUUGACAUCGCAAGCGUGAAAGCACUGGACAAUAAGCUGUGCUCUGAGGUCUGCUUACCCGGCACCUGGCAGGCUGAUGACAACAUUGUCAAUUGUCGGAACACACAGCACCGCCGCCUGUCGUCCAGCAGCCUGGAGGAUGUCGAGAACAGGCCCUGCGUCUGGGGUCCCUUGGCCGUCUGAGAGCCCUGCCCCCAUACCAGAGCUCCCUCCUGUCCCCAGGCUCCCUCCUGGCCUCACUGGACCAAGCGCCCCCUGGGCGUCCUCAGCAGGACACACGGAGACUGUCAUACCCACGUGGAAGCCAGACGUCGAGAUCAGCCUGCUCCUCCUCCCAGCCUCGUGUCCUUCCAUAACCGCCAUCCCUCCCCUCCCAGGACGGACUGGAAGCCUCCUUUCUCCUGCCGCCUGUAACCACUUGAUGAACUGCAGCUCAUGAGACCCUUUGCAGAGACUCUCUAGAAGUUCCCACUGUAUCGUGUGAUCUUCAGGUGGAGCCAAGGUGCACAGGCCGGUGGCUUCCUGAGCAUCCCUUUCCUCGCUGCAGGCAGACCAAGAGACGGAGUCUUCGUGGCUUCCUAACAGCCAUCCGCCCGGCACUUUUUGGUUUCUGGGACAUUGUAACCAACUUGAACCCUCCUGUUGGAGGCGGGCGGUGGGGAUGACUCCUGGGAGAAGGGAAAGCCACAUGGCACUCUCAGUGGCGUUUCCUGAUCCUCAAGGACAGGAGAGACGGUGGCAACCGAGAGGACAGAUGGAAAAACGGUUCUUUCUUCUGGCACGUGAGCUAGUCUCUCAUGCCUCAUGUGUCUGUCUGUUUAGGAAGGGGGCCAUGAACGGGAGAAUACCCCCUAAGUGGUCACCCACAGGAGGGUUUCUUAGGAUCAGGCACGUCCGAGAAGGCCUGGGACUCCGCCCUAGGCAGCAUUUCAGAGCCCUGUUUCAGCCGCCUCCGUGUGCUGGGCGUGUGUGAGCAGCUGCUUCAGCACAACGGCCCCGUUGGGUGGCAUUCUUACCCCUGGCGCCCCCAUCUCCACCCUUGUUGUUAACAGUUUAAUAGUUGAAGAAAUAGGCUGCAAGAAGGGUGGACCAGUGAUCCCCCCGCCACUGGUACCCCGGAGCCCCGAAGGAAGUGGUAGAGAGCACCCAGCUGGGGCCAGCAGUGGGCUGGGAGCCUCCCCACCCUCCCCAUAUUCACCCCCCCAACCUUCCCAUGUUCCUGAGCCUGAUAGGGGAAGGGGAGGUAUUGCCUUCCACAGGCUCAUCCGAGAUUCAGAGAUGCUGUUCAGUUCAUGUGCCCACCCCACCUCCGCCCAGUGCAGGGCAUGUGAACAGAAGCCUGCAAUGGCAAGGCCGCACAGCCCCGCAUGCUGCUGGGUGUUUCUCUCCUCUGAGCCCCAGCGUUAUGGACCCCUCAUCGUGCUCGGGUAGAUGCUUUGUCAACUGGCUUUCAGGAAAGGUGGUUUCUCAGUGAAGCACGGACUGGGAAGCAAAGUUGGGUCCAACGAUUUGUGAGGCUGAGCUGUGGAGCCCAGGCUGUCCCCGUGCUGAUGGCUUGUUAGUAUUGGGCAUUGUCACCGGAGAAGAGUUUCUCGGCGCCCUUUCCAAGACCUCGCAGAGAGCCCAGGGCCCAGGGGAUCCUUUGCACCUGCCUUGUGGCUUCUUUGCACUGCCAGGUGGGUGGGGGACCCUCACACUGCCUAGUGGUUGUGGCUCAUGUUCUGCCCUGGUCAAGGGGGAGGCCCGUGAUUCCGACAGAUGUGACGUGAGCCAAGCCAGACUCUAAGCUGCUGUCUCGAGUUGCCAGCCCCCACCCCCACCCCUGUGUGCUUUCAGUCCCUUUCAUAUUUAAAAACCUGAGCAAUAACCCCCCCUCCCUGAUUUCUUUGCAGUGUGAGCCCCAGAAAACGUCAGGGAACAGGAGCCUCCCUUAGCCUGGGGCACUGGUACACAGACCCACCUCCUCUCCCAGCAGGUAGUAUUCGAGGUGUGCUGUCACCUGAGAUGAAGGAGGUGCGGGUAAACAGUAGCCACAGGGGCCAGGAACCCUAAGAGGAAGCCAUUAUCUUCACCCUUUCUGGGGGGGUCUGUGUCCUCUCCCAGGAAGAUUCUUCUAGGCCUUGGUUCCAUACCCCAGACAUGUGCGUUAUAGAACGGCCCUUCAGUCCUUGUUUUUCAGACCCUUCCUAUCCUCCCGUCCCCGCCACUGCUUCUUUAUUCUCAUCUAGAUCUUUGGCAAACAGUAAAACCCCCUCCAAAGAGGCUGGUCCUCAGUCAGCCUGACCAGGGAUCAGGGCACCUGCCAGCCCCACUGCCCCAUCCAUCCUCUGGACACUGUCACGUCGUAAGCAGUUAACCCACGGAGAGUGGAUGGCCCGGCUCCUCACACACAGGAGCACUGACAAACUGGAGGCCAGUGACUCCUACCUGCCACGCUCAGGUUGGAGCUCUCCCCUGGCCUCCAGGUGGUAGGGGGCUCCCCGCGCCCCACAAAGCUGCUUCUCCUCCUACCCAGCCCCAUCCCACCAGGGUUUAUGCUGGCCUCUGGGGCUGGACUGUGAACUGGAGGCCAUCUCACCUGGAGAGAGUUCAUGUCCUGUCCACCUGACCCUGGCACGCUCAUUGCUCACUUUGCUUUAGGAUCUGCACACCUGGCGUGUGCAAGUGUGUAUGUGUGCUGUUGUGCCCCUCUCCCUCCCUGGAGUUACACUUGGGGGCACACUACAGUGGGAACAUCGAGGAUGCAAUAUUUACGGAUUGCUGCAUGAUUCUUAAAACUGAAUAAAACUGUUUACAAGGGAA
This is a messenger RNA of Artibeus jamaicensis (Jamaican fruit-eating bat), 4945 nucleotides long. RefSeq names its product ring finger protein 157 (gene RNF157). The transcript is spliced from 19 exons. Lineage: Eukaryota; Metazoa; Chordata; Mammalia; Chiroptera; Phyllostomidae. The record is from RefSeq and is a predicted model, not a curated record. Gene Ontology annotation, biological process: protein ubiquitination. The coding region runs from base 257 to 2326 and encodes 689 amino acids. Gene Ontology annotation, cellular component: cytoplasm. Gene Ontology annotation, molecular function: ubiquitin protein ligase activity.